CAACCAAGCAGUGUCCGAUAUAUAGAUCAGAUUCAGAGCAGUAGCACACAGCCCUCACAGCGACGAAGGCCACUGAUCUUUUGUAGUUUGUCCAACCUCCAAAGCAAGGCCAGCAGCCACUACCCACUAGAACCAACGGCAUGUCGUCGUCGUGCUCCACUGCCAUCGACGGCGGCGCCGCGAACCCGCCGGCGGCCCUGGACCUGGCACCGGACACGGACGCCCCGGCGGGCGAUGGCCUGGAACUGGCGCAGUUCGCGGCGGGUUGCUUCUGGAGCGUGGAGCUGACGUACCAGCGCCUCCCCGGCGUGGCGCGCACGGAGGUCGGGUACACGCAGGGCCACCACCAGGCCCCCACGUACGAGCUCGUCUGCGGCCACGGCACCGGGCACGCCGAGGCGGUGCGCCUGCACUACGACCCCAAGGCCUGCCCCUACACCACGCUCCUCGACGUCUUCUGGGCAAAGAUCAACCCCACCACGCUCAACAGACAGGGCAAGGACGUCGGGACGCAGUACCGGACGGGCAUCUACUACUACACGGCGGAGCAGGAGUCGCUGGCGGAGGAGCAGAAGAAGUGGGAGGACAAGAUCGUCACCGAGAUCCUGCCGGCGAAGCGGUUCUACCCCGCCGAGGAGUACCACCAGCGCUACCUGGAGAAGGGCGGCCAGUCCGCCGAGAAGGGCUGCACUGAACCCAUGCGCUGCUACGGCUGACCGCCGCCGGCGGCCGUCCCUCUGUCCGAGAUCGACUAGUCUAUCCAUCGCCGUGCGUGUAUGCCAAUAAAUUAUAUACUGUUGAAAAACACACAGUAAGAAUUGUAGCGAGAGAGCAAAGGAGGAAAGCUCUUACAUACUAAACUCUAAUAGAUCUAAUAAAUCAUGUACAGCCUAUGCUUAGGGCCUGUUUAGAUUGGGAACGAAAAUUUUUUGGGUGUCA
This is a messenger RNA of Sorghum bicolor (sorghum), 939 nucleotides long. Its product is annotated as peptide methionine sulfoxide reductase A2-1. Gene Ontology annotation, molecular function: peptide-methionine (S)-S-oxide reductase activity. The transcript is spliced from 2 exons. Gene Ontology annotation, cellular component: cytoplasm. The coding region runs from base 141 to 716 and encodes 191 amino acids. Gene Ontology annotation, biological process: cellular response to oxidative stress. NCBI's taxonomy places the organism in Eukaryota, Viridiplantae, Streptophyta, Magnoliopsida, Poales, Poaceae. The record is from RefSeq and is a predicted model, not a curated record.